UGCAGUGGGAAGUGCAGAGAACAGCCCAGAAAUGCAGUGGGAAAUGCAGAAAUGCAGUGGGAAAUGCAGAAAGCAGCCCCGAAAUGGGACCCCCAGAGAAGAGCUGGCGAUCCCCGCGCCCCCCGGGCCGGAGGUGCCCCCCCCAGUCGGGGUUCCGGGGGUGUCCGGGGUCAUUUGGGUCUGGGGUCCGUGCCCCGCUGACCCCCACCCGCAGGGGGCUGUUCCGGCCCGAGCGCGCGCUGGGCUCGGCGCUGCUGCGCCUCGAGGGGCUGGAGGGGAGCUGCGAGCUGCGGGAGCAGCUGGAGGUGAGGAGGGGGCGGCGGGGUCCGGGCGUGCCCCCUCCCCACCCCCGCAGGGGGCUGUUCCGGCCCGAGCGCGCGCUGGGCUCGGCGCUGCUGCGCCUCGAGGGGCUGGAGGGGAGCUGCGAGCUGCGGGAGCAGCUGGAGCUCCUGGACGGGCGGCGCCGCACGGGCGGGCGCCUGGAGGUCCGGGUGCGGGUCCGGGAGCCGCUCGGGGCGCGGCGGCAGCUGGAGCCGCGCUGCGAGCGCUGGCUGGUGCUGGAACCGGCGCCCGAGGCCACGCUCGCCGUCCCCAAACCGAGCGCGGCUGCCCCGAAGGACGGGAACAACCGACCCCUCCCGACCCUCCCCAGCCUCAACCUGCUGCACUUCGACCGCGAGCGCCUGGAGCGGAAGAUGGCGCCGUUCGGCCGCGCGGGGCGCCCGGUGCCCCCCGAGCUGCGGCAGCAGCACCAGGAGCUGCAGCGGCGCAUCCAGGGGCUGGGGGCGCGGCUGCAGGGGGGCGACCCCCACUUCCGCACGGAGUACGCCGAGCACCUGCAGCGGCACCUGCGGCUCUACACGGAAGCCGCGCGGCGCCUCGGCACGCAGGGGGAGAGGGUGGGUGAGACCCCAGCCCAGCCAAGCCCCCCGAGCCGGGGGAACCCCCCCAGGCCCCCCGGGACACCCCCAGAUUCUGAGGGUUCCGCCCCAAAAAUCCUGGAGCAGCCCCGCUCCCUCCUGGACACCCCCAAAUCCUG
Molecule: messenger RNA, 1039 nt
Organism: Onychostruthus taczanowskii (white-rumped snowfinch)
Lineage: Eukaryota; Metazoa; Chordata; Aves; Passeriformes; Passeridae
Product: coiled-coil and C2 domain-containing protein 1A-like
Exons: 7
Biological process (GO): regulation of transcription by RNA polymerase II
Cellular component (GO): nucleus
Molecular function (GO): DNA-binding transcription repressor activity, RNA polymerase II-specific; RNA polymerase II cis-regulatory region sequence-specific DNA binding
Source: RefSeq, a predicted model, not a curated record